GACUUUCUCUCCUGUUCCUCUCUGUUUUGCAAACAAUCGAGGAAGAAGAAGCGACAAUUUUUCUUCCUGCAAAACAGUCAUCAAGUGCUUUCGGGUACUAUCGCUAUAGUUUGUUAUCAUUCUCCAUCGCAAAAAGUGAUGGAAAUGUAAGAAGGAAGUUUUACAGCGCCCGUUGACCCUCACAUCUUGUUGUGUGCCGCCUCCUCUUGGGAUUAUUUUGGAUUUGAAAUCUGCCGCGCCGGAUGCCUUCGGAACGCACCACUACUCUGUUGCUGCCUCGUAGAACUUAUUCUCCGUUGUUGUUUCUCGCAGUCUCCUCGAUCACGCUCGCCUCUUUUUUCGGUGAACUGCACAGCUCUGCCUCUCUUAUUUUAAUAACAUUAAUUGACGUUUUAAGGCGAUAGCUAGUUACGUUGACGUGUAAAUGAGUUCAACUGUCGAUGGCAGCCGCCCGGCGCGGCCGAAAGAUGCAGAGGCGUCGCCAUCCACCACAUGCACCUCUUCUUCACUCUACUCCGCUGAUACGCAGCACAGCACACGCGAGCUGCUUCAGCACCUGCCGGGUCGUCGCGUCCUCGUCACUGGCGGCUGCGGCUUUAUUGGCAGCUGCUUUAUUCGCUGUCUCCUGCAGUGGGGUCCGUCCGACCUGCACGUGUACAACGUGGAUACGCUGGAGUACUGCGCCGGUGCCCACGUGUCUUUUCUCACUUCCGCAGACAACGCAAGCAGCCCGAUCGGUGAGAUGAAUGCGGAGCAUCAUCAUGAAACCGGCGUGAAUGCUCGCUAUCAUUUCACUAAAGGGUCCAUUCUGGAUGCGGAGCUGCUGCUGAGUAUUUUCCGUACGCACAGCAUCGAUAUCGUGGUCAACAUGGCGGCUCAGACCCACGUCGAUAAAAGCUUCACUGACAGCCUGCGUUUCACGCAGGCAAAUGUGGUGGGCACGCACACACUGCUGGAGUGCGCAAGAGAGUACGGCCGGCUCACCCGCUUGUUGCACAUCAGCACCGACGAAGUGUACGGGGAAACGGUAGACGGCAACGGGCCUGCGACAGAGGCCGAUACGGUACUGCGGCCCACCAACCCCUACGCUGCCACGAAGGCCGCGGCAGAGCAUCUUGCCUUUGCUUACUUUCACUCCUUCCACUUGCCGGUGCUCGUUUCACGGGGCAACAAUGUCUACGGCCCUGGUCAGUACCCCGAGAAGGUGAUACCAAAGUUCAUCACGGAGUGCCUGCGCGGGGCACGGAUGCCCAUCCAGGGCGACGGCCACCAUCAGCGCAGUUUCCUGUACGUGGACGAUGUGGCGCGUGGGUUGGUGACGAUUCUCACGCGCGGCGAGCUCGGUGCGGCGUACAACGUGGCCAGCACGAGAGAGUGGUCGGUCUGCGAGGUGGCGCGGCACGUGGUGGCGUGUGUGACGGGGUCUGCCGCCGAGGCACGGCGGGACGACUUCGAUGACGUGUACGUGCGCUACGUGGCGGAUCGCGCCUACAAUGACGCGCGGUACUGUAUCAGCAACGAUCGGCUGACAGCGCUGGGCUGGGUGCCGUUGGUGUCGUUUGGCGAGGGACUGCGCCGCACCGUGGAGUGGUACAGGACGCACCCUCUUGACGGAGGGUAUUGGGAGGGCAAUCACCUGUAA
Messenger RNA from Leptomonas pyrrhocoris, 1642 nucleotides. Its product is annotated as putative Gdp-mannose 46 dehydratase. The record is from RefSeq and is a predicted model, not a curated record. Gene Ontology annotation, biological process: nucleotide-sugar metabolic process. Gene Ontology annotation, molecular function: dTDP-glucose 4,6-dehydratase activity. The transcript has a single exon. Lineage: Eukaryota; Euglenozoa; Kinetoplastea; Trypanosomatida; Trypanosomatidae. Bases 425 to 1642 code for a protein of 405 amino acids.